Molecule: messenger RNA, 5415 nt
Organism: Malaya genurostris
Lineage: Eukaryota; Metazoa; Arthropoda; Insecta; Diptera; Culicidae
Exons: 1
Coding region: 1-5415 (1804 amino acids)
Biological process (GO): DNA integration
Molecular function (GO): nucleic acid binding
Source: RefSeq, a predicted model, not a curated record
AUGCCAGAUCUAAGACAGUUGACGAAACAGGAACGGCAGAUAAAAUUAUCGUUGGAAAACAUAAAGGAGUUUGUAGAAAACUACCAAGAAGAACGUGAUAAAGGCAUAGUGGAAUUACGAUUAAUGCAGUUAGAAGAUCUAUAUAUUAAAUUCUGCGAUGUCAGAGUGAAAAUAGAAGUAAUUCUGGAUGAAUGUGCGGAAGGUGAAAAGGCCGAUAGCGAUGAAGACGUCGCAGGCGCAGCUGCGAUUAUGACACGUGCGGUGCAUGACGAAGGUUCGAGAGUAUUUAAAGAAUUCGAAAAUUGUUACUUUUAUCUCAAAAAUGCUCUUACUAGCAAGUGUACGAAGAACGCUAGAUCAACUACUGAUAAUCAAUUAUUCGCUACUGGUUCAGUUCAAGUGUCCCGCACCAAAUAUCCGGAGCUGAAGCUUCCGACGUUCUCAGGAAAACUGCAUGAAUGGAUCAAUUUUCGUGAUAAUUUCAAGUCCUUGAUUCAUGACAACGGAGAUCUGUCCACAAUAGAUAAAUUCAAUUACUUGCGAGCGUCCUUGAGGGAUGAAGCUCUUUCCCAGAUCAAUCAAGUGCAGGUUACUGCUGCGAACUAUCACAUUGCCUGGACCUUACUUGAGACGAAGUACGAAAACCACAAGUUAAUAGCUCAGGAACAUCUGAAGGCAUUAUUCAUGGUUCCAGUUAUGAGAUCGGAAUCGUUCGAAGCGUUGAAUGCAGUACUAAUGGCGUUUAAAAUCAACCUUCAACAACUGGAAAAACUUGGUGAGAACACAGAUGGUUGGAGCACUCUUCUGGCAUUUAUGAUGUCACAAAAAUUGGACAUCGAUACCCUACGCCAUUGGGAAACUCAUCAUAGUUCGAAGGAUGUACCGAAGUAUGCAGCGUUAGUGGCAUUUCUGGAAAAACACUGUUCUAUCUUGCAAUCUACUUCGUCACGCAGAGGUAUAGAGUACAAGCGUCCGUUUAAAGGCCCCGCGGUUCACACAGUAGUUACUACUGGUAAUUGCGCAAUCUGCAACGGUGGAUCUCAUUCGUUAGAACAGUGUCGACGUUUUGGUAAAAUGAGGGUGAUUGACAGAAGAGCUGCCAUUCGUAGACUAGGAUUAUGCAUCAAUUGUCUACUCCCCGGACAUUUUGUAGCAGAAUGUAACAGGAACCCUUGCAAUAAGUGUGGUCAACAUCACCACCAGUUAUUGCAUCCAGUGAUAUCCAAUCAGCUUAGUGGUACAACUAAUCAGGUACAAGGUCAAGGUCAAGACCAUGCAAGAAGACCUCAAGCCGCGAAUUCACAACAGCAAUCACAGUCACAGUCGCACAGACCUGCCCAAUCCCGGACGAAUAACAGUCAAGCAAAUCCACACCAAACAUCUGCUCAAAACAAUGUCUCGCAAUCCACACGACAGCCACCUCCCACUAAUACACCUGUCACAUCACUACACACUGCUACAUCACAUAACUCUGAACAACGUCGAAACACUACUCUUCUUUCUACUGCUAUCAUUAAGUUGGGUGACCGAUCAGGAAAUACGAUCUUCGUUCGAGCACUACUAGACAAUGGUUCACAGAUUUGCAUGAUCACUGAGAAUGUUUCACAGAAGCUCAAGUUCAAACGCCUUCGUGAAAAUUUGCCGGUUAAGGGAAUUGGAAACUCAAUGACCGUUUCUAAGCAGGCGGUUCUGGCAAAGGUUUUGUCGCAUUGUUCAUCAUACGAAACACAUGAGAUGAAAUUUUACGUGGUGCCUCAAAUUACACUGAAGUUACCACAACAUAGUCUUGAUAUCAGUACUUGGAAAAUGCCGUCAGGAAUUCAUCUAGCAGAUCCAAGGUUUUUCGAGACCGAAGCGGUUGACGUGAUAUUGGGUGUAUCAAUCUUCUAUGAGCUAUUACGAAACGAACAAUUGAAACUUCAUGAAGCAGGAGCAAUCCUUCGUAACACCGAGCUUGGUUGGAUUGUAGCAGGCGAGAUUAGCGAGUCACCAGUUAGUUCGUUCAACGUAGUUGUAGCAAUGUCGAUAACAACUGAUGAAGUUUAUGAACAGUUAUCGAGAUUCUGGGAAUUGGAAUCAUGUCAUACAAGAAGCUGUCUGUCCAUCGAAGAAUCAAUGUGUGAAUCAAUCUUUGAGCGAACGACGUCAAGAGACAGUGAUGGAAGAUUUCGUGUUGCACUUCCAAAGAAGGAUUUCAUGAUAGAAAAACUAGGUGAAUCAAAACCCAUUGCUACCAAACGUUUCCUGGCUCUCGAGAAACGAUUGAACGCGAAUUUGGAAAUAAAGGCUCUUUACACCGAAUUCAUCCAUGAAUAUAUAUUGAUGCGUCACAUGAAACAAAUUCAUGACACUGAUAGCGAACAGAAACCAUCAUAUUAUAUGCCACAUCACGCAGUCAUGAAACCUGACAGCACCACAACAAAACUGAGAGUGGUAUUCGAUGGUUCGUGUGCAACAGACACGGGAGUAUCACUGAAUGACACGCUUAUGGUAGGACCAAUAGUGCAGGAAGAUCUGAUCUCUAUCUUACUUCGUUUCCGACUCUACAAAUUCGCAAUCAUAGGUGAUGUAGAGAAAAUGUACCGCAUGAUUAAUGUCCACACUCAAGAUCAGCCGCUGCAAAGAAUUCUUUGGAGAGAGAGUCCUGACGAUCCUCUUCGUACUUAUCAACUAACUACUGUAACAUACGGAACAUCAUCCGCACCAUACUUAGCCACAAGGUGUCUUAACAAGUGUGCAGAAGAUGGAGAAAGAUUGCAUCCAGUCGCCGCCAACGUCAUCAGGAAACAUUUUUAUGUAGAUGACAUGCUCACUGGAGCCCACACCGUUGAGGAAGGUGUCAAAUUGUGCAAUGAAGUUUUGACACUUCUUGGAUCAGCUGGAUUUAAUCUCAGAAAGUUGAAUUCUAACGAAUCUCGGAUACUGAAAGGAAUCCCAUCGUACCUUCGAGAUGAGCGCGAAAUCCUAGAUAUAGACACUACAUCAACUGUAAAAACUCUGGGCCUUAUCUGGGAACCAUCUUCGGAUAUGUUCUGGUUUAAGUUGCCUCGUUGGAACCCAACCACUCCCAUUACUCAUCGCGUUGUAUUAUCAGAUGUGGGUCGACUUUUCGAUCCCUACGGACUGGCAGGGCCAGUAAUCGUCCGAGCAAAAAUGAUUCUCCAAGAGCUUUGGAAAGGAAAGUAUUCUUGGGAUGAACCAUUAAGUCAGGAAUUACAGUUACAGUGGCUAGCGUUCAGAAGCGAUCUAGACAGACUUAGUUCAAUCUCCGUACCUCGCUGGAUUGCAUUUGACAACAAUGUGAUUACAUGCGAACUUCACGGAUUUUGCGAUGCUUCGGAAAAGGCAUACGGCGCAGCAUUGUAUUUACGAUCCAUUACACAGAAUGGCCAUGUCACAGUGCGAUUAGUAAUGGCAAAAUCUCGAAUCGCGCCGUUAGAGGACCUUAGUAAACGGAAGAGGAAGCUGUCUAUACCAAGAUUGGAGUUAUCAUCUGCCUUACUACUUGCACAUUUAUACGAGACAGUCUCAAAGAGUAUUCAAAUUCCGGCAAAGGCAUAUUUCUGGACUGACUCAACCAUUGUAAAAUGUUGGUUAUCGUCACAUCCUUCCAGAUGGCAACAAUUUGUGGCAAAUAGGGUAUCAGAAAUACAGCACAUCACUCGAGGUGGUAUAUGGAGUCACGUGGCUGGUAUAAACAACCCAGCUGACAUCAUCUCAAGAGGAGCAACACCAGCUGAGCUUGCUGAACGCAAGGAGUGGUGGAUCGGAGCUGACUUUCUUCAAGACAAUUCGUGCUGGCCUCAGACCACCGAAAUUCUGGAACAACAGUUUGAUUCUGUACUACUGGAAGAAAGGCCCUUAGUGACAGCAGUAUUGCAAAUAUUUCCUCCGAACGAAAUAUUCUCACUGCACUCGUCGCUGCUGAAGUUGAUGCGACUAACUGCCUGGAUAUCUCGAUUCGCUCACAACUGUAAACAAAUUAAUAAGGCACUAGUAAGAACGGGAAUGUUAACUGCAAGAGAACAUGCAAUCGCUUUGAAUACAUUAGUCAAGAUUGCCCAAUCCGAAAGUUUUCCGGUAGAAAUAGCUGAUCUUGCAGCGUCUGGACAGGUUAAGGCCACUUCAAGACUCAAUUCCAAGGAUCCCUUUCUGGAAGAAGGCUUGAUUCGUGUUGGCGGUCGAUUGAGGAAUGCUAAUGCAUUAUAUGGAAGAAAGCAUCCAGUGAUAUUAGACAGCAAACACCCACUAACAAAGCUCAUUAUGACAGAUUAUCAUCACCGACUUCUUCACGGAGGACCGCAACUUAUGCUUUCUUGCAUGAAAGAUCGAUUCUGGCCGCUGUAUGGGAGAAAUCUGGCAAGGAAGGUGGUGCAUGAGUGUGUACCAUGCUUCAGAGCAAAACCAAGCGUUCACGAACAGCUAAUGGGAGAUUUACCCGCGGAGCGAGUAACUCCAGCCCCAGCAUUUUUGCGUGUUGGAAUCGAUUACUGCGGACCAUUUAAUAUUCGGAAUUCACAGCGGAAAGGUGUUCCAUUGAAAUGCUACAUUUGCCUUUUCGUGUGUCUUGUUGUCAAGGCUGUCCACGUAGAAAUCGUAUUCGACCUAACGACUGAAGCAUUCAUAGCUGCGCUCAAAAGAUUUGUUGCUCGACGAGGAAAACCGGAGAUUAUCAUUUGUGACAACGCAGCUAAUUUCGUAGGAGCUCGAAGGGAGUUGUGCGAACUGCAUCGACUGUUUCGUGAAGAGCAAUGCAGGAAUUCCAUAAUAACAGAAGCUGCUAAGGAGGCGAUAGAGUUCAAAUUCAUUCCUGCGAAAUCGCCAAACUUUGGUGGAUUAUGGGAGGCUGCUGUCAAAUCUCUCAAAGGACAUAUGAGGAAAGUAAUUGGUAACAGCAUUCUACGAGCCGAUGAGUUUCAAACAGUUGUCACUCAAAUAGAGGCAUGCCUGAACUCAAGACCAAUUACUCAGAUGAGCAACGAUCACCGCGAUUUGGAGGCCCUAACGCCUGGGCACUUCUUAAUUCAAAGAUCGCUCACCGCGAUUCCGGAACCAAAUUUAACUGAGAUUCCGGAUAACCGAUUAAGUAAAUGGCAAAGACUUCAACAAUUCACUCAAACUAUUUGGAAGCGAUGGUCAACGGAUUAUUUAUCGGACCUCCAAAAUCGAAAUAAGUGGAGCAGAAGGAAAAAUAAUCUCCAUAUUGGAACCAUGGUCUUAAUCAAGGAGGAAAACUUACCUCCUCUUAAGUGGCAAUUAGCUCGUGUAAUAGAACUGCACCCUGGAUCAGAUAAUAUUACACGAGUCGUAACCGUCCGUACAAAAUGUGGAACGUAUCGUCGAGGAAUUCAAAAAAUCUGCAUUCUUCCCAUCAGUGAUAAUGGUCCACAAUCCGUUAACAACGAUCGCUUGUAA